This is a messenger RNA of Meira miltonrushii, 1002 nucleotides long. RefSeq lists its product as uncharacterized. The coding region runs from base 1 to 1002 and encodes 333 amino acids. NCBI's taxonomy places the organism in Eukaryota, Fungi, Basidiomycota, Exobasidiomycetes, Exobasidiales, Brachybasidiaceae. The transcript has a single exon. The record is from RefSeq and is a predicted model, not a curated record.
AUGAAUCUGACUACUUUCUGUUUACCUUUGAUUCUUCUUAUCUCCUUAUUCUAUCCAGCUUCUUCUAGUGACUCAGAACGAGCACGUUCGGCUGGAAGUCCAAGGGCAAGGGCGCAACGUAGCCAACUCAAAUUCAGUGACUCGGAAGGGCUCAUCUUACGUAGAAGUCAAUCAGAUGGUAAUGGCUCAGAUGGAACAGAAUCAGAAGGUGACAGCUUGCGAGGAAGUGCAAGAGGAAGAAGUACCUCGAGAAGCAGAAGUCCCGUCAGAAGCAUAUCAAGAAGCAGAAGCACGAGUCCAGUUUCUUCUUCAAGUAGCGGCGGUUUAACACCCAUUGACCUCACUGAUGAUGCUCAUAGUGACCAUAAUCGGAAAGUUGCACCAGCGUCAAUGACAUAUCAUAACAACAUGUACGGAUUCUAUCAUCAAAAGACAAAAUAUCACACUGCAAUCGGCAAUGCAUACAAAUCAGCAAGAGUUAGAACAAAUAAAGAAGGACAGAAGUAUGAUCUAGAAGCCAGGAAGCAUUACGCUGAAUCGAAAUCAAGUGAAAAGAAAAAGAUGAAGCAUAAAGGAUACUUCAACGGUAUAAUGCAAGGCAAUCUUAAACCCGGAACUGCGAAAGAUCAUUUUGACAGCGUCAAAGUCGAAAAAUAUCCAAAAAUACCAAAGGAAGCAGAAGCUCAACGACUGAUUCGAGACCCUAAUAUCAAGUUCAACAAACAAAAGGGACAUUUCCAUCUCGUCGCAGAAUCAGUUCCUCAAAAACAGAACGACGGACAAGAACGCGGUCGUAGACUUAACAACCGUGGAAGUCGUGCUUCUUCCGCUCGCACAACACCAACACCAAGAGUUCGUACGCCGGUAUCAUCUGACCAUAGCGGAAGUGGCAGCGGAUCAGACAAUCAUUCCAAUCACAGUAAUCAAGGACACAGCUCAGACGACCUUUCUGAAUAUGUGUCUCAGCCAAAAAGUGGUACUCGUCGUCGCAGACGUAAUUAG